CAAAAACUGAACAAGUACCGCUGCAAUAGAAUAACGAAGGGUCGCGGAAAUUAGUUCUUUUUCUUAAUAAUAGUUAAGAGUAGAUUUUAUUUAGUCUUUUGAUGCCUGCUUGACUUACGAUGGAGGUAAAACCAGCGAGCUUCCCUCAUGAACGAAGAAACCAUGUCUUGUUGACAUGGGCACAGUCAAUGAACGGGAAAAUUGGAUAUAAAGUUCCUUCGAGUUAUGAGAAUCCGCAUGUAUUUCGAGGACAAUUAAAAAUAUCCAGCAAAGAAUCCUUUCGUAUGACGCACGGUCUGCGAUCUUUGUUUGAUGCUAUUAUGGUGGGCAGCAAUACUGUUCGGAACGACAAUCCUAGCUUAACUUGUCGAUACCCUUGUCCGGAGAAUUCCAACUGUUUAGCUCCCGUUUCCAUGCAACCCAUUCCUAUUAUCAUUGACUCGCAUUUGUCUCUCAAUUACGCUACUUUGAAGGUGAUGGACUUGGCUCGACGUGGUUUAACAAAGGCUCCUUGGGUUGUUGUUGCUCCUAGUGUUUUACAAAGGAAAACGACAGAUGCCCAAUUGCAGGAGCGCUGGAAUUGCAUUGAGUAUUGCGGCGGUCGAAUUUUUGUUCGAGAUCAGGAACACCCAAAUAAUUGGAACGAUUACGUGAGCUUGAAAGAGCUCCAAAGUAAUGGUGCCUCGAGAAUCAUGGUGGAAGGAGGAGCGACCUUAUUAGAAAAGGCACUUGAAUCAAAUUCGUUCGACUCCCUCGUUGUCACCAUCGCACCGAAGAUGUUUUCUAGCGAAGAAACAGUAGGAAUUUCUUAUCAAAAAUACCUUGACUUGAACCAUGCUUCAUGGAUACCAUGUGGAAGUGAUAUUUUGUUAACUACAUAUGAACAUUUUCCAAUAGAUUUGUUUACAUUAGAGUACAAUCGCUCUAAAAUUUAAUUUUAAGAAAAGUCUUGGUUUUUCUUUUAUAUUAUGAAGCUGUUGGAAGAAAAAGAACCAGUUCUCCAUUGGGCUACUAAACUUUUUCUAUGAGAUGAUAUAAAUGACAUUAAGUUGGCAUUACAAACUGCUCAAAAAAAAUCAAAAAGAUUAUGUUUGGUUAAAUUAUUAAGGUUCUUUAAUAAUAGGUAGUUUUAUCUACAGUACUAAUAAUGGUUUACAAGGAUACAUAGAGGGUGAAAAUAUCUUGAGCAAUGCAUUCUUUUAUCCCAAAUCUAGCAAUGGAUUGAUUUAAACUAAA
Messenger RNA from Schizosaccharomyces octosporus yFS286, 1236 nucleotides. RefSeq names its product 5-amino-6-(5-phosphoribosylamino) uracil reductase. The transcript has a single exon. The record is from RefSeq and is a predicted model, not a curated record. Gene Ontology annotation, molecular function: 5-amino-6-(5-phosphoribosylamino)uracil reductase activity. Gene Ontology annotation, biological process: riboflavin biosynthetic process. NCBI's taxonomy places the organism in Eukaryota, Fungi, Ascomycota, Schizosaccharomycetes, Schizosaccharomycetales, Schizosaccharomycetaceae. The coding region runs from base 120 to 935 and encodes 271 amino acids.